AUGUCCGUUGGCUUGGGAACUCAGGUGAUAUGUGAACCUAGAUCUGGUAAUGAUGCACUACCAGACUUUGAUGUACCACGAGGACUUCAAUUUCUUCUACGAAGUACUCAGAUUCGUGUAUAUCGAGUACCCAUUGAAGGGGAAAAUAAGUGCUGUUCUGCGUUUCCACGGAAGUACUACGUGACCGACAGUGAGGGAAAUCCGAUUUUGGAGGGUGUGGAAUCGAGCAGCUGGUGCAGCCGUCUGUGUGCAGAACGAAUUCACGGGUUUGACAUUGACUUUCGCGAUGCUGAUGGGGUAACAGUACUAUUAAUGGAGAAGACUCUUGGAUGCCCCUUGUUUUAUUGCUGCAAGGCCCCAGCAAUUUCCGUCACAUCUGGACAGGAUUUUUACGGUACGGUUGCGCAGUCAGCGAAUCUCCCUAAAAUGCGUCUGUCGCUGAUGGAUGCGAUCGAUAGGCCUCAGCUUCGCCUGUUAGGACCGUGCAUUCGCCAGAGUCGCUAUGUUGACGGCAUCUUCAAAUUGAAAUGUCACUCCGAACGGGGCUCCCUUGGGCGACUCACAGUGCAGCACUUCGCGGGAAUGGACAGCUAUCAGAUUUUCUUUCCAAUUGACCUCGACCUCCGCAUGAAGUGCCUCCUCAUAGCAUCUGCUGUCCUCCUCGUAGGUCCCUAUUCAAUUGAAACCCCUCCUCUUUUCCAUCUCUCUGAUUUUUAUCCCCAGGUGUACUUUGAUCAAGGUCAUAAAGCUAUUUUACGGGUUCCGCAAAGCAGGCUUCCUUCUUGCCUUCAGGCAGUUCAGCUCUCAGAAUAA
This is a messenger RNA of Mesocestoides corti, 813 nucleotides long. The record is from the annotation of a GenBank genome assembly. Lineage: Eukaryota; Metazoa; Platyhelminthes; Cestoda; Cyclophyllidea; Mesocestoididae.